CUAUUUAAUGCGCGCAUUCUGCCCACGAGCUUCAACCUAGCGAUAAGCGAGGCAGAUAAAUAGUGGCCUUCCUCCUUUGACCUUCUCUCGCCGCUGCAGUCUCAUCGCGCUCACAACCAAGCUUAACGCGACCUCUUCCCUCCGUUCCUGUCUCGUACGGGUGCUCGACAUCCAUCCUUUAUUCCUCACACCUUACCACACACCAUCUAAAUUUCAACAAAGCAUACCACCUACCAUGGCUCGCGAUAAGGAAGCAAGAAAGUCGUUGGCAUUGGUCCGCACUCAGACCAUGGAGCGCGCACAGGGCAACGCCGCUCCAAUUGAGUUCCGAACCCUAUCCAUCCACGUUACAGAGACUCACCGUUCAGGCAAGGUUGGCAACGUUCAGCAAGCCGAUACCAAAAAGUUAUCUUUUGGAUGGAAAGGCAAGAGCAAAGAGGAUGAUUUGGUGUCCGAAACCGAUUUUUUCUCCACGGUCGACUUCCACAAGCUGUCCGAGGCCGAGGUCAACCUCCGAUUCAACACCAGUGAGACCUUGGGCUUGUCCCGGGCAGAUGCAGAGCACCGACUCAAGUUGCAUGGCCCCAACACGCUGGCGAUGCGCAAGCCUAACUAUGUCAAGAAGGUCCUUGGCUAUCUCUUUGGCGGCUUCUGUUCGAUCCUUUGGGUUGGUGUAAUCACCUUUAUUAUCUGCUGGAGACCACCGUUGUCAAAUCCCCCAAACAUCACCAAUUUGGCAUUGGCUGUCCUCGCCUUGUUCGUUAUUCUCCUUCAAGCUGGGUUCUCUGCUUUCCAAGAUUUCUCAACGGCCAAGGUUAUGUCCUCUAUCGUGGACAUGAUUCCUGCUGAUUGCCAUGUCAUUCGCGACGGACAAUUGAUUAAAAUCCCCGCCGCAAACUUGGUCACUGGCGAUCGUGUGCACCUGUCGCUCGGCAACAAGGUCCCUGCCGACCUUCGUCUUCUCCAGGCCUCGAAUGACACUCGAUUUGACCGCGCAGUCCUGACCGGUGAAAGUGAUGCUAUCGAGGCCAGCACCAACGCCACGGAUGAUAACUUUUUGGAGUCUAAGAACAUCGCUUUCAUGGGAACCCACGUUGUGCAGGGCUCUUGUGUUGGUGUUGUGGUCCUGAAGGGUAACGAGACCUUGAUGGGACGCAUCAAUAAGCUGACGACUGGUCGCCGGCCCAAGACAACGAUUAUCCAGAGAGAGAUCAGUCGGUUCAUUCGCAUUAUCAUCGCCCUGACCGUUACGCUAAUCGUGAUCAUCACAGUUGCCUGGCUGGCCUGGCUGCACCCUGUUUAUCCCGAGUUUAUGUCUGUCGCCGUCCUGCUUGUCACCCUCAUGGGUUCUGUUAUCGCCUUUAUCCCCGAAGGCGUGCCGGUGUGUGUUUCUUUAACUCUGCUCAUGAUCGCCAAGAGGAUGCGCGAAAACAGCAUCCUGCCCAAGGCGCUCAGCACUGUUGAGACGCUCGGUUGCGUCAACAUUAUCUGCUCCGAUAAGACCGGUACCCUGACUGAGAACAAGAUGCAUAUCACUAACGUCGCAUUUUUGGACCACGAGUCCACCCCCGAGGAAGUCAGCUCCAGGAUCGAGAAAGGAUCUCGGGACCCCAACACCCUGCCCCAGCCAGACGAUGAUCACCUGCUCCUGUCUCUUCGCCAACUCCAGCUGGCGACCGCGCUUUGCAAUAAUGCCUUGUUUGAUAAUGAGACCAAAGGCCUGCCCAUUGCAGAGCGCAAGGUUCUAGGAGAUGCCACUGACAGCGCGCUCUUGCGCUUUGCUCAUGUCUCAGAUCCGACCAUACUCACUGACUGUUUUGAACGCACGCACGAGAUCCCCUUCAACUCUCGCAACAAAUGGAUGAUGACCGUUCACCAGGGUACGGCCAGACAGCCUCAAGUAAUCAGGACCCUCUUUGGACAGAACAUGAUGAGCGCCAGCAAUACCUCGCCCAACGAGAAGGACGACAUGCUUGUCUUGGUCAAAGGUGCCCCUGAUGUUCUCCUGCCUUACUGCACAUCAUACUGGGCUGCAACCAACAAGACGAGUCCUCAGCCUCUGACGCAAGAAUGGAGUGCAGAGCUCUCGAGGAUUCAACAGACCUGGUCCCGCCGUGGUCAACGCGUCUUGAUGCUCUGCAAGGGCCGCUACAGCCCUUACCUGGCCGAACACAACCUUUCUGCUGCUGGUUCCUCAACUUCGAACGCCGUUCAGGAAGAGCUGACCCGUCAGGGACUUCAGGAGCUCUGCAUCAUUGGUCUUGUUGGUAUUAUGGACCCCCCUCGCCCUGAGAUCAAAGAAACGAUUCGCGCCUGCCGCAGUGCCGGUGCACGAUUCUUCAUGGUCACCGGUGACUAUAGUUUGACCGCUGCGGCGAUUGCCAAGCAGAUUGGAUUGUUCUCCUCGGACCGUGAACCUCACACAUAUAGCCAUAUUAUGGAGCCCAGUCUCGGAAAGUCCAAGGAGGCCAUGAUGUCGAACAAGUUGGAUGAUGAGAGUCAUGAGCACUAUGAAGUGGGCCGCCCCCGCUUCCGUGAGGGCACCUCGCUUGUGUUGACUGGCACGGAUCUGAACAUGAUGAGUCCCGGCGAGUGGGAUCUCGUGUGCGCCUAUGAGGAGAUUGUCUUUGCGCGUACCUCGCCCGAACAAAAGUUAAGGAUCGUUACCGAAUUCCAGCAGCGUGAUGGUGUCGUGGCCGUGACAGGAGAUGGUGUGAACGAUGCCCCUGCGCUCAAGGCCGCCGAUGUCGGCGUUGCUGUCGUGUCUGGUUCGGACGUUGCUAUCGAAGCAGCCGAUUUGAUCUUGCUUGGUGGAUUCGACUCUAUCCCUGCCGCCAUCCGCCUUGGUCGCCUCGCGUUCCAGAACUUGCAGAAGGUGAUUGGGUAUUUACUCCCUGCUGGCUCCUGGUCUGAGGUAUGGCCUGUGUUGAUCAACACGUUUCUGGGAACGCCUUUGACACUCUCCUCGUUCCUGAUGGUCGUUAUCUGUUGCUUCACUGAUGCUUUCCCCUGCACUGCCUUGGUCAUGGAGCAAGAAGAAUUCAAUCUGCUGUCUCUGCCGCCCCGCAACUCCAAGAAGGAGCACUUGGUCAACCUCAAGAUCUAUGGCCAGUCGUACUUCUUCAUCGGCACCAUGAUGACCUUCUUCUGCAAUAUGUUUUUCUUCUUGUACAUCAAGGAGUACACUGGCCUCGGCUUCCAGGAUCUCGUCUUCACGUUCGCUAAUAUCCCCGAGGAGAAGCUGAAGCCUGGCGUGACUCUGGAGGACUUUAAUGGGUACUAUGUCAACACAGGCCAGUGCGUCUGCUUUGUCACGCUCGUGAUUCUGCAAUGGGGCAACAUUCUCUCAGUCCGUAACCGCCGCAUGUCGAUCUUGCAGGCGGAUCCCUUCCGCAAGGGGCGCCGUAAUCUGUGGCUGUUUGUUGGUAUCCUUGCAUCGUUCUUGGUCGCUAUUCUGGUCACAGAGACGCCUGGUAUUCAGACCUUGAUGCUGACGAACUCAGUCCCGAUCAAGUAUUGGUUGCUGCCGUUGCCCUGUGCCCUAUUCAUUGUCGUGGCAGACGAUGUCAGGAAGGCGAUUGUAAGAGCGUUCCCUAGGAGUAUCAUUGCAAGGAUAGCGUGGUAGCGCGUGCAUGCUGAGUCUCCUUCGCUCCUCUCAAAGACAACUCCAACUACAAUAAUUUCUUUGCUCUACAACUGAAGUUCUCUCGCGUCUCUCUUCUCUCCUAUAUAAUAAAAACACACGGUCUGUAAGAAAUCUGUAAAAUCCGUGUAAGCCACCAGAAUUAGGAGCAAAC
Molecule: messenger RNA, 3797 nt
Organism: Gamsiella multidivaricata
Lineage: Eukaryota; Fungi; Mortierellomycota; Mortierellomycetes; Mortierellales; Mortierellaceae
Product: calcium-transporting ATPase 1
Exons: 4
Coding region: 236-3625 (1129 amino acids)
Biological process (GO): sodium ion export across plasma membrane; potassium ion import across plasma membrane; intracellular sodium ion homeostasis
Cellular component (GO): membrane
Molecular function (GO): ATP binding; ATP hydrolysis activity; P-type sodium:potassium-exchanging transporter activity
Source: RefSeq, a predicted model, not a curated record